AUGGAGGAGGUCUCAAGAUUCUGCCCUCCAGGAAAAUCUUGCCAUGAUUGGAUAGGACCCCCAGAUAAAUAUUCAAAUCUUCGACCUGUUCACUUCUACAUCCCUGAAAAUGAAUCACCAUUGGAACAAAAGUUAAGAGAAUUAAGACAAGAAACACAAGAAUGGAACCAACAGUUCUGGGAGAACCAGAAUUUGACUUUUCUUAAGGAAAAAGAAAAAUUUAUUGACUCAAGACUGAAAGCCAAAGGCCUGGAACUGAGAGCUGAGUCAGGUCAAAAAGCAAUAUUGAAUGCAGAAGAAAUGGCUGACUUUUACAAGGAAUUUUUAAGUAAAAAUUUUCAGAAGCACAUGUAUUACAACAGGGACUGGUGCAAGCGUAAUUUUGCCAUCCCCUUCUUCAUGGGAAAAGUGGCCCUGGAGAGGAUUUGGAACAAGCUUAGACUGAAACGAAAGAAGACCAGCAAUUAGGAGCCCACCCUGACCCACCCGCCAGCGUCUAAGUUUCCACGAGAAGCAGCUGCUUACAGGAGCUCGUUUUACGAGGGCUCUAAGAGCUGUGUGUGCAGGGCAGGCUGGGAGGACGCGGGUCCUGGUGCGCUGUGGCCCACGUGGCUCCAUCCUGACUGUGGAUUCCAAGCUGGCUCUUGGUCAUGGAAGUGAUGUUAAAUAAAACCCAA
Molecule: messenger RNA, 677 nt
Organism: Lagenorhynchus albirostris (white-beaked dolphin)
Lineage: Eukaryota; Metazoa; Chordata; Mammalia; Artiodactyla; Delphinidae
Product: cytochrome c oxidase assembly factor 8
Exons: 3
Coding region: 1-468 (155 amino acids)
Biological process (GO): intrinsic apoptotic signaling pathway
Cellular component (GO): mitochondrion
Source: RefSeq, a predicted model, not a curated record